Messenger RNA from Apodemus sylvaticus (European woodmouse), 4641 nucleotides. Its product is annotated as apolipoprotein L2-like. Gene Ontology annotation, cellular component: extracellular region; membrane. The record is from RefSeq and is a predicted model, not a curated record. Gene Ontology annotation, biological process: lipoprotein metabolic process; lipid transport. Bases 210 to 1325 code for a protein of 371 amino acids. The transcript has 5 exons. Gene Ontology annotation, molecular function: lipid binding. Lineage: Eukaryota; Metazoa; Chordata; Mammalia; Rodentia; Muridae.
CUUUCUCUUUCGUUUUCUGGUUUGGGUAUAUAAGCAGGAGAAGGCACUCGGUGGUGACUUGGAUGCACAGAGGGUCACUGGGUCCACACAGCUGAGGACUGCCUGUUGCAGGUUCCUGGGUGCCUUUCCCUCCUGUAGCCUGGACACCUGGUGAGUCAUAAGGAACACCUGUCAAGUCCUCUGCCUGACACCUAGACCUAGCAGCUGUCAUGGGCACCCCAGAGAGAAAAUGCUUCGUUGACGCUGUGCCUGAGUACUUGCUAGACAGGCAGAGCCUGGAGGACCUGCAGUUCCUGCUGACUGAAGAGGAAACCUGGAAACAAUUUGUGACAGAAAUUGAUUUGUCCAGGGAGGAGGAAGCUGCCUUGCUAGUAGCUCUUGCUGAGAACUUUGCAGAUCCUGACGGAGAAGAUGAAGACAAGCUCCAAAAUGACCUGCAGGACAAGAACGAGAGUUACAGGAAAGAGGAAGAUGCCUUGAGUGAAGCCCAUGGUGAGAUUGUAGCUGACACUGACUCAGAAGAUGAAGUCGAGCUCCAAGAUGCCCUGUGGCACAAGGAGAGCUUCUUGGAUGCUUAUUCUCAGGUGAAACUGGAGCUGGAGGGCUGCAUCAGGAAGCUCCGCGCCCUGGCAGACAAGGUUGACAAGGUGCACAAGGACUGCACCAUCUCACAGGUGGUGGCCGGCUCCAGCAGCGCUGUGUCUGGAAUCCUGACAAUCCUUGGUCUGUCUCUGGCACCUGUGACAGCAGGGGUCAGUCUGGCACUGUCAGCCACUGGCUUGGGGCUGGGGGCAGCAGCGGCUGUAACUAGUGUUUCCACCAGUAUUGUGGAAAAGGUAAACGUGGUGUCUGCUAAAGCUGAAGCCAGCAAGCUGGUGUCAACCAACAAAGACACAAUGGAGGACAUUAAAGACAUUUUGGAGCAGAGUGGCCAUAGACUUCUUUCUUUAUCUACAAAUUCUGUCCAGAACAUAAAAGGCAUUCAGAAGAGCAUUAAUGCCAUUCAGCAAGCCAAAGUCAAUCCUGGCCUGGUAACUAAAGCCAAGCGUCUCAUGACCACAGGAAAGACAUCAACCCAAACUAUUGAACAGGUGAAGGAAGCCUUUGGAGGUACUGCUCUGGCAAUGACCAAAGGAGCCCGGAUCGUGGGUGCAGCCACCACAGGUUUCUUCCUCCUGCUGGAUGUGGUCAGCCUUGUGCACGACUCGAAGCAUUUGCAUGAGGGUGCUAAGUCACAGUCUGCUGCAGAGUUGCGGAAGCAAGCUAGCAACCUGGAGCAGAAGCUGGAGGAGCUCAAACAGGUUCAUGACAGCCUGAUUCAGUGACCUCUUCCUCUUCAGUGCAGCGCAGAGAACUGGGGGAGGGAGUGUGCUGGACAGAGACAUGAACACAUGGGAGCCCCUGCCUCCCUGCACAGCAGUGCCUGCUAAAGGGAGAGAGCACAUUAAGAGAAAGGAAGCCAGAACACAGAUGAGACACUCUCAUGACCUCUUACCAGACUCCAGCUCUUAUAUCCAUCGACCUCCCAACUAAGAACCAACCUCCCAAGCUGGGGAGCCCAUCCAUGUCCUCACUAAGCCACAGCAUGGCUGCUCCUGAGCUGUGCCCACUGCGCUGCACCCAGCUGAGGCUCACCCUCCUCACCGUCCACUGAGCUGUCAAUCUUCCCACUGCUUUUUGAUUGGGUGCCACAGAGAUCUUCUCCUCUUUUCUUCUUCUUUCAAAUAUCUGGAAAAAUAUUUGUUUUUCCAAAUAGUUCUGGGUCUUACAAUCAGACUCUUGUUGUGAACAUCAUUUCCUAUUCUUGGUUUGGGGGUCACAUGGGUGCUUUUGGUAAAAUGCUCAAGACUAGAAAGAGAGGCUGCUGGGAACACCAACCAUCCAGUCAUCACGAGUUCUUGGCCCUACAUGCCACUGUGGACGCUAACGGAAGGAGAGGUGACAGGGUGUGACUGGUGAGUCCUUCUCUCUGCUGCCAGACUCCUGGGAAAGUCAGAAGCUUUAAUGCCUAUUGCUGUUUAAAAUCUGCUGUAACUGGAUCAGAUCUGCCAAGAUGAGCAGGAAGGGCGACACUUGGUCCAUAAAUUUUGAAGAAAAGAUUUGUGAGCAUGGCCUAGAUGUGCUUUGUGUGCUUUCUGCAAAUGACAUCAUGUGUUUCUGGAUUGUUAACUAUAGGUAUUGAUAAUUCCCUCCCAGAUUUUAACAUCUCCUCUUCUAUAAGUGUUUCCUUUAUUGUGGUUUAAGAGGAAUGUUUGCGAUCUCCACACAGGCCUUUUCUUUCUUGUUAAACUUCUCUUCUCACGGCUGAGGCUCCCCUGAGCCUGCAGUACAGGGCGCAGUGUCCCCUGCACCACGGCAGCUCAGGUGGCCUUCUUCCCACGUUCUGACAUUUGUGAUUCCAGUUAUAAAAUAAACUAUUAAGAUGGAGAAAUUAUGAAUUCUAUAGAGAACUGGGUCGUUGCCUUGAGUCUAGAGAAGGCACAGGUCCCUGAAAAGUUAACCACAGCGGGGUCACUUUGUGGGGAUAGAAAAAUCUUUACCUUGAUUGUCACAGUGAUUCUAUGAAGCCAUAGCUGUGGUAAAUAAUCAGGGCUGCUGCAGACACGUGGAAAUGAGUGCAGACAAAGCCAGUGGAGUAGCGGUGUGUUCUGUGGUCAAGCUCAGCUCAUUGGGCAGACAUGGCAAAGGAACACCGCUUACCACGUGGCAGCCAAGAAGCAAGGAAGUAAGAGGAAGGAGACACAGCCGAGAUGUGACGUUCAAUGGGGUGCUCCUGGGGCCCCACUGUCUGUAGUAAACCCCAGUUCCCAGUGGACCACUCAUAGUUUUACUCCUUCAAUAAGGUAAUCCAGUUACCACGUCAGAGGCCUUCCCAAGCCAUCUCUGCAAACUCAGACACAGGCAGAGGCAAACUUUAUCAGCCUCCAUACUGCCUUGCAGUUCACCCAAAUGCACAGUCACAGUGACCAUCACACCUCCCAUCUGCCUGCUGCUCUCCUUUUGUCUGUGAGUCCAGAGCUGUGCAAGGAAAAAAUGUAGAAGCUUUAUUAAGAAAUCUGAAAAUUUUGCAGGUAGAUUUAUAGUUGAUCGUUUCCUCCAUCACUGGCCAGAGUGUGGUGAUGGCCUUGUUCCAUCGCCAUCCAGAAGACUGUGAAGGAAAGAAUAAAUACAAAACCAAGGGAAGAGGCUGUUCCCAUCCCCCACCCAAAGGGUACUGUGUACAGGCUGACAGCGAUGCCAUUCCCAAGGAAGACCUCAAGUGGGACAACAGUUGUGAGAUCCUCAGGAAACAGAUCCAAGCAUCAGUCACCUGGUCAGCUCAGGGCAGGAUGCUGAGUAUAGACAGAGCAUGUGUGCAGAUUCUGGGUCUCCUGCUCACAGAGCCAUGAACCCCAUUGUGGAAGCCUGUAGAGGCCUGUGCUAGAGGAAACAUCUAGAUGGCUUUAGAACUCAUGGAACUCAGCACACCCAUCAGCACGACUGGUGUGCCUUGGAGAGGCAGAGCCCUGGGUACUACAGGUCCUGAGGACAUCGCUCUGCUGGCAGUUUUCCAAGUCUUCACUCCUUCAAAACUGUGUCUUGUGUAAAGAUUCUAAGGGGCCUUCCAGCCCCUCACUGAGCAGUAUCAUGGGCACUCACAAUAAUAGUGCUUCAUCUUUUCCUAGCAUUGCUCCUGGAGCAGAUUAAGGAUUCAAUCACCACCCUCAGAAAGAAUGUAGAGAUUUAGACUGUCAGCCGUGACUGUUGCACUUAUAAAGAGUUUGGAGAUGGAGAUGUUAGGUUACGAUGUUUUUGGCUAGGGCUAGAGAGAUGGCUCAGCGGUUAAGAGCACUGACUGCUCUUCCGAAGGUCCUGAGUUCAAGUCCCAGCAACCACAUGGUGGCUCACAACCAUCUGUAAUGGGAUCCGAUGCCCUCUUCUUGUGUGUCUUAAGAGAGUGACAGUGUACUCACAUACAAAGAAUAAAUACAUAAAUAAACAAACAAAUAAAUAAAUAAAUAUUUUAAAAGAAAUGUUUUUGCUAGUGGCUCUGAUGUAGAAAAUCCUAGAAAACAAUUUGAAAUUCAGAAAGGCACCCUCUUAAUAGUUGACUAGGGAUUUUUUUUAAGGUCAGGGAACAAGAGCAGUAGAAUGGUGCUGGUACCAGUUGAAGUGCCACUCUUGAUUAACCUGGGCUUGUGACCAAGGGGAUGGUUGACUUCUCAUACCCACUUUUGCCCUCAGCUUCCUGAUAGAACUUAAUAAAAAAUUGAUAAUGAGUAGAUUAUUAAUGCAUGCUGAAAUUUUAAAAUAGAAAUGACUGGUUUUUAACAUAAAUGCUUAGAUUUGUGAAUCUGUUAUGAUUUUUAUAAAAUUGCCUUUUAAGAUAAAUAACAAAAUAAUUGAUUGUUUCUUUCUAAAUGCAAAUUGUAGCCUUCCAGGAAAAACAAAUUGCCUGAGAAAAUUAUCUCGCUGGCUUACACCUUGUGGAUCUAUAACAAGUUGCUUAGUUACAAAUGCUGUGGGUUCGUGGGAAUAAUUUGCUUUUUCUUCACCUGUGAUAUGUAAGAUGUUUUUCAUGAAAAAGGAAUUGGAAACAUACCGUUUCUUUAUGAUCAUUCACUAAAACAUUAAUAAAAUAUAGUCACAUUAUCAUUUUUA